AUUACUCAAAUUUAAAUAAAAUGUCGACACACUUUAGUCGUUUCUUUAAUCGAAAUAUGGUUAAAGAAGAAUAUUUUUUAUUAAUUACUUUUUGCAAUAUUGGUGUCAUUUUAAAUGGAUUUGGGUUAUUUGUGUUACUGAAGUUUAAAAGAGGUUUUGACUCAAUUCAACAUUAUAUUCUAGUUCAGCUUUGUUUGAUUGACUUUUUUUUGAGCAUACAUGGUCAAAUUUUAUUAUCGUUAGUUUUUUUUUAUCCGAGAAACAUAAAUGGUGCUAACUUUGGAAACUUGGUUAAAAGAUUUUUGCAUUCAUCGUACUUUUACAUGACGUUUUUGUUGGUAUUUGACAGAUAUUUACAUUUAAAACUAAAUAUAAAAUACAAAAUCUACUGUUCAAAAAAAAAGGUCAUUAUUGUUACAGUUUGUGUAUAUGUUUUUGCAGGGACAUUUGGAGGUCUUUUUCCUUAUUACAACUCAGACUACACUAUCCUUAUUAUACUUGGUUAUGAUUUUAUUAUAACUGCAUUUUCAAUUUUUUUCUACGUAUACGCUUAUAUACUUUUUCGAAAACAAAAGGCUUGUCGCUCAAACCAAAGAAACAGACGAAUGUUUAAAGAUAAUAGUACAUCAGGAAAUAGAAGCACCUCCAAUACAAGAAGUUUUAACAUAACAGAGCCGUAUGUUAUAGAAUCAGUUGCAAGCUAGAUGAUGAAAAGUUCAAGUUUUUAGAAACAAUUUGAACAGAUAACCCAUUUCUUUAUUGUUUAUAAAAUAUAAUUAGUAAUAACUCUAAAAAAACUUCAAUAAUUAUUU
Molecule: messenger RNA, 812 nt
Organism: Hydra vulgaris (swiftwater hydra)
Lineage: Eukaryota; Metazoa; Cnidaria; Hydrozoa; Anthoathecata; Hydridae
Source: RefSeq, a predicted model, not a curated record